AUGUCAGGCAACGGGUUAAUAUCCAGUAUCCGGAGGUUAAUAAACACUGAGGAGCGGCUGAGGACGAGCAACCCCAGUCCGUUUGACCAUCUACGCCUGCAGAUGGAUGACAUCUCUGGAGACGGAGGGAUCCUGAAGGAGGUGGUCCAGCCUGGAGAGGGCCCACCUGUACCCCAAAAUGCUUCAGUAUUGAUCCAUUACUCUGGUUUCCUGGAAUAUUCAGACCAACCUUUUGAAACCACCACAAACCUCAAAUACCCGCAGAUGAUGAAGUUAGGGAGAGAUGUGACACUGGCUGGACUGGAGCUGGGUCUGCUGACCAUGCAGAAAGGAGAGUUCUCUCGUUUCCUUUUCCAGCCCCACUAUGCUUACGGGGACAUGGGUUGUCCUCCGUUCAUUCCUGCUGCUGCUGUGGUUCUGUAUGAGGUUCAGAUCCUCGAUUUUUUCAACUCAGGACAAGUGGACGACUUUGUCGCACUGAGUCCGGAGGAGCAGAACACUGCUCCUCUGUCCACGCUUCUUGAAGUUGUCAACACACUACGCAGCUUUGGCAACCGCUUCUUCAACCAGAGCCGUUAUCAUAAUGCCAAAGAUCGCUAUAAACAGGCAAUGACGCUGCUGGGGAGCAGGGAAUCCCAGAGUGAUGCAGAGAAGGAGAGGAUCAAGACAGCUGUGCUGCCUCUAUAUCUGAACCUUUCUCUCACUGAGCUCCGUCUGGACAGCCCGCACAAAGCCCUGAAAUAUGGCAACAAAGCCUUGGAGAUAGACUCAGCCAACACAAAGGCUCUUUUCCGCUGUGGACAGGCGUACCUGGAGCUGCAUGAGUAUGAGAGCGCCCAGGAUUGCCUCAUAACUGCUCAGGCAAAGAGACCCUUUGACAGUGACAUUAACAACCUCCUGAGGAAAGUGGCGAUGUCUUAUAAAGACAGCUUGGACAAACAGAGAGACAUGUACUCAAAGAUGUUUCGAGACUUGAGGGGCCCAGUGAAGAUGUAAAUAUGAAGAAAAAAGAGGGCAGAGCAAAGAGCAAGCUUCAAGGUUCAACAGCAUGUUUUCUGUCCAGCACUGAUAAUUCUGAAAGUUGCACUUUUUUGUUGUUUUUGCAUAUGUUUUGAAUGUUUUCAUGCUAAAAAGAUGUUUUGUUAAUUUCCUUUAAAAGAAUCAGUUAUUUACGAAUAUCUGUUAAUAAUGUGGCUCAAGAGUAGUUUUCCUGUUUGGAGAUAUGCUUUGCAGAAUUUGCUUUCGCCUCAAAUAUU
This is a messenger RNA of Seriola dumerili (greater amberjack), 1256 nucleotides long. It is a transcript of the gene fkbp6, whose product is annotated as FK506 binding protein 6. The record is from RefSeq and is a predicted model, not a curated record. Gene Ontology annotation, molecular function: peptidyl-prolyl cis-trans isomerase activity; protein binding. NCBI's taxonomy places the organism in Eukaryota, Metazoa, Chordata, Actinopteri, Carangiformes, Carangidae. The transcript is spliced from 9 exons. Bases 1 to 996 code for a protein of 331 amino acids.